GCACUCGAGGAAACGAGUGAGGAGAAUCCCGUGGUGAAGGCAAACCAGCAAUUACUCCUCCUGCUACCAUCGAAGAACGUCAAAGUCGUGACCGUAACGCCGAAGACUACCAUCUCACUCGGUAAAUUCGGUUCGUUCAAAUCUGACGACAUCAUCGGAACACCAUACGGCCUCACCUACGAAAUCCACGAAAACAAGACGAUCGUGCCCAUUGCUCCCUCCGCCAUCGACGAAAUCGAAGACGACGUCGGCAACAACCGCGAACUUAACGACGACGCAACCGCACAAACCCUUACAUGGCAAGAAAUCGAGGCCCUGAAGAAGGAUAAGAAUAUCCAGGGUAAGGAAAUCGUGGAGAAAGUCAUGGCAGCACAUUCAAAUUUCGAUAAGAAGACGGAGUUUGCGAAGGAGAAGUAUCAACGGAGGAAGGAGCAGAAGUUCUUGAGGGGAUUUACGGUGUUGGCGCCGACGUUGCCGACGAUUUGUGAUUACCUCUGGACACGGGAUCAACACCGCAUCCUCGACAUCCGUACUUCAUCACUCUCAUACAUCCUGGCGCAGGCGAACGUGUUCCCCGGUGGCCGAUACCUAGUCGUGGACGACACGGGAGGUUUGAUCGUAGCAGCCAUGCUCGAGCGCAUGGGCGGUGAGGGAACACUCAUGGUCCUCCACGAAAACGAACACCCCGCCCUCGACGUCUGCCGCUACUUCAACUUCUCGCCUCGCCAACUCUCCCCCGUCAAAUCCCUCUCCUGGCUCCAAGCCCUCCACCCAGAAGAAACGGACCCAAGACCCGAGAUGCCGGCACUGGAGGCGAUCGUGGAUGGGAAGGGACAUAAUGCGGCGAAGAGGUUGGCUGGUAGGCUGAAGAGUUGGGGGAGGGUAGAUAAGGCUCAGAAGGAUUUCUUGGAGGGUGGGUGGGAUGGGUGUGUUGUUGUCAGCACGUUUGAUCCUGUCACGAUCGUACCGGCUAUUUUGCCUUAUGUCGAGGGUUCGAGACCAGUGGUUGUCUAUGCACCGCAUAAGGAGACGCUGCUACAACUCUCCAUCCACCUCCACAACGGUACGAAACGCCAAAUUCUCGCGCCAACGAUCGUGAGUUUGAGAGCGAGGGAGUACCAGACCCUGCCUGGGCGUGUGCAUCCCAUGAUGACGAUGGGUGGUGGUGGAGGAUGGGUGUUGAGUGGACUGAGGGUUUUGCCGAGUGAUAUUGAGGCUGUGGCGGGGAGUGCUAGACAAGCCGGACGUGGCAAGAAGAAGAAGGAGAAG
Molecule: messenger RNA, 1269 nt
Organism: Saitoella complicata NRRL Y-17804
Lineage: Eukaryota; Fungi; Ascomycota; Saitoellomycetes; Saitoellales; Saitoellaceae
Product: Gcd10p-domain-containing protein
Exons: 1
Biological process (GO): tRNA methylation
Cellular component (GO): nucleus; tRNA (m1A) methyltransferase complex
Source: RefSeq, a predicted model, not a curated record